Molecule: messenger RNA, 4049 nt
Organism: Acanthopagrus latus (yellowfin seabream)
Lineage: Eukaryota; Metazoa; Chordata; Actinopteri; Spariformes; Sparidae
Product: germ cell-specific gene 1-like protein
Exons: 6
Coding region: 1061-2134 (357 amino acids)
Cellular component (GO): plasma membrane
Source: RefSeq, a predicted model, not a curated record
AAUGGAUAGCUAAAGGGUGAAAUUGUGAAUUGGUUUACGUAAAAGUAAUAAAUUAACACCUAAUAACUAAAUGUUACGGAUAAAUAGUCAAAUAGCUAAAUGUAUAAAUGGUAAAGAUUGACUGUUGGCUGAUUAUAGCUCACUGUAACCUUAUGGUUGUGGUGGUGAAAUAAUUAGCUAAAGCGAAUGGCUAAUGUUUGAAAUAGAUAGCUUAAGGUAGUGGAUACAUGGCUGAAAUAUUUAGCUAAAAUUACAGGAGGAAUUGUAAAAGAGGCUACUUAAACUAAUACAGAAAUACUUGAAAUAGUUACAUAACAGUAAUGGGUAAAUGGCUGAAAGGUUCAGCUCCUGAUAGACUCCAAACUUGACAUAAACUGAUUUUAAAAUUGGAUUCUUCAAUUGUAUUGACUACACAUAGUUACAAUAUACUGUUCUACAGUGUUGAAAUAAUCCAGAGUAGGAUAUCAUGUCGUUUUUUAAAAGUGACCGCCUAUCUGAGUCAGAUCUGGAAUUAAGGCGGCAUUGUCCAUGAAAUAGUGUGCUUCUGACUUUUCUAUCCACCGUUUCAAGGUCAUGUUGAUUUCACCAGAAAAACGCUGAGCGCCGUGUGCCUUCACAGGCUGGAAAGCGUUGGAAGAGAGGGGGGAGUAACAUAGGGAGGUGAAAGAAAUAGAUCAAAAUGAGUCUAGGACACAAAAUGAAAACAGAUGGAACAGAGUUUGGAUUUAUACGGAUGGAUUAAAGAAGGGGAGUGUGUGUUUGUGUUUGUGUGUGUGUGUGCGUGUUUCUCUGUGUGAUAUGCUUACAGUUGUGUGGGGUUGCUUUGGGGUCGGAUCAUAAAGACUGACAGUCACACUGCUCGCAGAGGUCACUGUGACGGCCAAAAUCCUCCCGUCACUCUCACUAUCAGAUGAGGAGCGAGCGGGAGCGCGGGCGGCUGGAGGAGCAGUGGCCGGGCGUUUUCUCUUUCAGCUUUCCACGCUUAACUCAAUGAAGGAACUGCAGACAAAGUAAGAGAGGCUGAAGGAGCCCCGAGCACCCCCCUCGCUUUGGUCCCAGCAUGAUGGCGUUGGUGCAGCAGAUGCGCUCCCCUCGCCUCUCCUUCAUCCAGACGGUGGCGUCCCUCUUCCUGGGCGGCAUUGCCCUCAUGUCCUCCUACUGGUGUGUGGGGAAACAGAAGGUGCCCAAGCCCCUCUGCACGCCCACCAAGCACAGCAACUGCAUCCCCGUUCCCGGCGUGUCCAACACCUCCAACAUCCAGUUCUUCUGGGAGACGGGGGACGACCGCUUCGUCUUCCCCGCCUUCCACACCGGCCUGUUCAUCAUCUGCGAGGAGAACAUCUACGCGGACAUGGGGGAGGAGAAGUGCCGAGGGUUUUACACUUUGACUCCAGGUUCUGAAAAAGCGAUGAUGUGGCUGUCACUUACAUUGGAGCUCAUGUACAUCGGGCUGCUGUUGAUCAGCUGCACGCUGCUGUCUGUGCAGUUGUGCAUCAGGACCUGUUGUCCCUCCACGCAGCGCUGGGGACAGCUGCUCAACUCUUUUGCUGCCGUCUUCACAGUCCUGGGAGGUCUGCUCGGGAUGGUGGGCCACAUGAUGUUCAUGCAGGUGUUCCAGACCACCGUCACAAUGGGACCAGAGGACUUCAAACCUCACAGCUACGGCUACUCCUGGGCCUUUUAUGUUGCCUGGCUCGCCUUCACUAUCUGCAUGUCAGCCGGCGUCUCCACCCUCAACAACUACACCAAGAAGGUCCUGAUGGUGGGACCCAGGCGCACCUCCGGCCUCAACGCCUGCAGCUUUAACUUCGUGGGGCUCCUGCCACCUUAUUACAACCCGGCCACCCCCCUGGCCUGUCCCCCGUCCCCCCCGCGGAUCUCCCACCUGUCCCCCUACUACGAGCCCCCGUCUGCAGCGUUGUCGGCCUCCAUGCCGAGGCUCACGCACUCCAACUCCCUGCCUCCCUCCCUCUCACACUCCGACUCUUUCCCUCCUCCCCCACCCCACGCUGCGCCCGCGUCACCGUUCCACCGCCUCUCCCUUCCUUCUCCGAUUCCGUCGCCCGUCCACAUGACCCUGCCAGGACACCAGGAGAACCAUUACGAUGCAGAGGAGGACUACAGCCCACUCUGAACAGCUGCGCAUAUCUAGACUGGAGUCUCUUGAUGACUUGAGGACCUGUGCCUACCACAACCCAUCAUCACCAGAAUAAAUGUUGGCAAUUAAAAUUCCAGUAGUAUUUUGUAUGUUGUGACAGCACUGUACAUAUGGUCUGGUUAGUUUAAGGCACAAAAAACACCCGUCUAGGAUUAGGAAGAUAUAAUCCUUAUCUUAAAGUACCUGUCUUUGUAGCCACAGACAUGGCCUGGAAAUGUCCCAACAUCAUGUCGAAAAAAAUGCAGCGGUUUGACACUUAAAUGGCAACUUGAACUGCGGCCUCUGGCUCGGCAGCCAGCAGCUGUCACGACCCCGCCGUCCCCUCCACUUCCCAACAUGAAAGUCAGCUCGCACACAUGUGAACGCAGCGGUUGCUUGCUGUUGAGCGCCACAGAAAGUCGUGAAGUGUUUGUAGUGAAGAGAGGCACUUUUACCACAUAUGUGUCUGCUGGAGGGGCACGCUGGAGGGCACCGUAUCGCCUUUUAGAGGCAUCCAAAAGGGCUCUUUCAUAGAGUUUAUUCAAACAUGAAAAAGUCCACCAGUGUGUGAACGUGAUCCGGCGCGUAUUGUCGUAUCCUCAAUAUGACACAUACAUAUUGCAACAUAUCCGUUAUUUGAAUUCAUCCGACUGGGCACGUAUUAAUGUUUGUUAUGCUUUCGUCAUGCACUCUAAAUUGACAUUGACAUGGAUUGUCAGCAGUCCAGUGACUCAGUGACACCUGUAAAUGACAGUUAUCGGUUUGCAAACUGAAUGUAGUACUGAAGUGCUUCAUAUUCUGUGUUAUUUGUGUUAUUGUAUAAUGUUCUGGGCGGUUUUAAUGACCCACUGCGGAGCCUUCCUGUCCCGGGCCGUGCACAAACCAUACCGGUUUGUGAUGUUUCCAGUCAGGAUGCUUUCAGUCACUCCUCCAUAAAAGUUGCCAAGAAUUUGGCUCUGAAAUGUAGCUUCCUUAAGUGUCCUUAGGAAGUAGAGCCUUGUCUGUGCUUUUUAUGAACUAUUAUAGGAAUUAUUUGCAAUUUCACAAUGUAACAGGUAGAUAUCAUGUUUUGGCCGAAGCACAAAAUUUAAAAACAUUUGCUAAUCCACCUCUAUUUGUCUACAAGCCUCAAAGGAAGAUUGCAACAAAGAAGCCAACAGAACAUAAUUAUGACAAGUGGAGGAGACACAAAAAGACAACCUCAACAAUUGGUCAAAAAAUCCUGUUUUAUUAUUGUAAAAAUCACUGUGAUUGUCAUCCAUGAUGAGAAAUAACAGUAGCAAAAAUACAACAGCAUCAGACAUAAAGCAUCAUGGAAGACGAAGCAUAUUUACACAUUGUGUCUCACGCUUUGAGGGUCAAGGCAGUUGCCUUUCUGUCGCACUGAUUUGACAAGGAAGGAGAAUACAAGAGAGGCUGAAGAUGUGGCAUAUAACUGGUACACGGCUGGAUUUGCAUUAUAAUUGAUAAGUUGAGAUGUGCAUAAUUACAGGUUAAUUGGUUUUUGUCUCUCUACUCUGACAUAUUUAUAAAAAGCUGUAUAUAAACUGUCUAUAGUGAUGUAGUGGAAGAGUUUGCGGGCAGGCUGAUAUAACAAACGCUUAAACUGGUUUGACAAUUAGAUAGAAUUGCAACAAUAAUUAUGAAAUAAUUAUAUUAUGCAUUAUAUUAUUGAUUUUAAACUUUAUAUCACAUUUGCAUCAUUAAAUCACACACAAAUCUACAACAGGUGGCUUCUCAUGGGUUUUUUAAGGCUUCAAAAAAGCACAACUGUGCAAAAAUACCUGAAAAUCAAUGCUGUCAUGCUGUAGUUAGACUCGGUUUAAUUAGUGGCACGUUAUUUGAAGUAAUACCAGCGCAGAUAAAUGUAAACUGGUGAACAUACAAUAAAAAUUACAAAAGAAAAAAAAAA